Messenger RNA from Pseudozyma flocculosa PF-1, 1704 nucleotides. RefSeq lists its product as uncharacterized. The transcript has 2 exons. Gene Ontology annotation, molecular function: ubiquitin ligase activator activity; protein binding; anaphase-promoting complex binding. Gene Ontology annotation, biological process: anaphase-promoting complex-dependent catabolic process; positive regulation of anaphase-promoting complex-dependent catabolic process; positive regulation of ubiquitin protein ligase activity. The record is from RefSeq and is a predicted model, not a curated record. NCBI's taxonomy places the organism in Eukaryota, Fungi, Basidiomycota, Ustilaginomycetes, Ustilaginales, Ustilaginaceae. Gene Ontology annotation, cellular component: anaphase-promoting complex. Bases 1 to 1704 code for a protein of 567 amino acids.
AUGGGCCUCUCGCCAACUCGCUCCAGGCACCUCGGUGGCGGCGGCGGCGGCAUCGGUGGCUCAGCCGCCGGCUCCGACCUGCCGCUCGCCGACCUCUCGACCAACCUCCGGGACAUGAAGCUCGGCGGCUCGCCUUCCAAGGGCGCCAAGUCGGCCGGUGCUCGACACGCCCCCCUCGGUCGCAAGGACAGGGACGAUAGCGGCACCUUCAGCAUCUCGGACCUCAAGACGGGCGUCACAAAGGACUGGCAGGGUCCGGACAAGCUGCUCAAGUCCAAGAUGACGUCCAGCAUCAGCCGGGGCGACCGAUACAUCCCCAACCGCGAGCUCAACAAGUCGACUGGCCCCGGCGCUGCCUCGUUGGCCGACGAGGAUGCCAACGACACCAUCCGCUCGCAGUCUUCGAGCGACGGCGUCGACUCCAACAUCAUCGCCGCCAACAUCGCCGCCGUCAACGCCAUCCCCACCGACCUCGAGGGCGGCCAGACGCUCGAGCAGGCUGCGCAGGCCGAGCGCGGCCAGAGGAUCCUCUCGUUCUCGGCUGCCUGCCCGGGAACUCCCGCCGGACCCGACGUGAGGAGCCGGUACGCUGUGGCCAAGCCCAAGACGGCGCUGCCGAGCAGCCUCAACAGCGCCGGACGAAGGAAGAUCCCCACCAACCCGGAGCGCACCCUAGACGCGCCCAAUAUGGUCGACGACUACUACUACAACUUGCUCGACUGGUCCUCGACCAACAUUGUCGCCAUCGCGCUGCAGACGGGCGUGUGGCUGUGGAACGGCAACACGGGUGAUGCCUCGCAGCUGCUCGACACGACGACCCAGUCGGAGCGCGUGGGCGGUAACGGCCUCAUUACGGGCCUCCGGUGGGACGCCGACGGCAACAUCCUCUCCGUUGGCCUUGAGGGCGGCUACACGCAGAUCUGGGACGUCGAGAGCUCCUCGCGGCUGCGCACGCUCAAGCCGAGCGCCGAGGGAGGCGCCGACAAUGCGGCGGUCAACGUCAUGGCGUGGGCGCCAGACGGUACGCUCAACGCCGGCUUCCAGUCGGGCAUCAUCAAGGAAUUCGACGUUCGCGAGCGCGACGCCCUGACGCGCACGCUGGAAAAGGCGCACUCGGGUCCCGUGUGCGGCAUGGAGUGGCGCGCCGACAGCGCGCUGCUGGCGACGGGCGGCAACGACAACGUGGUCAAGGUGUGGGACCGGCGCACGUCGGUGCCCAAGAUGCGCAAGGAGAACCACCAGGCGGCGGUCAAGGCGCUUGCGUGGUGCCCGCACAACCUGAGCAUGCUGGCGACGGGAGGCGGCACGAGCGACCGCAAGAUCCACGUGUGGAACACAACGCAGAACUCGCGCACGCUGUCGAUCCAGACGAGCGGGCAGAUUACGUCGCUCAAAUGGUCGCAGCACUACCGGGAGCUGGUCUCGACGCACGGCAUCGGCACCCACGAGAGCGCCAAGGGCAUGAUCAACAUCUGGUCGCACCCGUCGGGCCAGAAGGUGGCCGAGAUUGAGGCGCACGAGCAGCGCGUGCUCCACGCCAGCCUGAGCCCGGACGGCGAGGUGCUGGCGACGGUGAGCGACGACGAGGAGCUCAAGCUGUGGCGCGUAUUCGAGAAGCCCGUCGAGGUGGGCAAGGCCGGCAAGACACCCGGCGCGCUCGGCGCAAAGAGCGGAAACAUGUCGAGCGUGCGCACCCUCCGCUGA